Molecule: messenger RNA, 864 nt
Organism: Hordeum vulgare subsp. vulgare (domesticated barley)
Lineage: Eukaryota; Viridiplantae; Streptophyta; Magnoliopsida; Poales; Poaceae
Product: BES1/BZR1 homolog protein 2-like
Exons: 2
Coding region: 122-670 (182 amino acids)
Biological process (GO): DNA-templated transcription; brassinosteroid mediated signaling pathway
Molecular function (GO): DNA-binding transcription factor activity
Source: RefSeq, a predicted model, not a curated record
AGAAGGAACUUUACUGGCUCAUUCUCCCCUAUAAAUACCAGUACACAGUGCGUCUGUGCAGAGUAGAGUGGGAGAAGGAUCGACCGAUCGAUCAAGCUGGGUAGGUAGUGAGCAGGGGUCAAUGGAAGGAGUGGCGAAGUCGCCAAUGGAGGUGGCCGCCGGAGCCGGGAGGGAGGAGGCCAUUGGGGUGGCGGUGGCGGCCGGGAGGAAGGGGUGCAUCCGGUCGACGCGGGGCCCGUGGACGGUGCGGCGGCAGGCGCGGGGCGGCGGGGUGAAGACGUCGCUCCGGCACCCGACCCCGCGGGAGCGGGAGAACAACCGGCAGCGGGAGCGUCGGCGGCGGCAGGUGGCCACCAGGAUCUACGCCGGCCUGCGCGCCAACGCCGGGUACGCGCUGCCCAAGCACGCCGACCAGAACGACGUGCUCCGUGCGCUCUGCGCCGAGGCGGGCUACAUCGUCGACGACGAAGGCAACGUCACGCGGUGCCACGAGCGUUCCUCAGGCGCCGGCACCAACGGCGGCGCAAGCGGCAGCUCCGACCAACCGCAGCCGUCCUCGCACAGCGGUGCGACGGAGGCAACAGCGGGGGACGUCCACCAGCCGCUGCCGGAGGCGGAGCCGAACCACAAGAUAUCGCUGGAGCUGACACUCUCCUUCACCUACAUGUAGCCACCUUCAGAUGGAAAGACCAUCACCAUCCGCCUCACUAAUUAACUAGUGCUACCACCACUAGGUUUCGACCACAGAGCAGUGCCAGCGAUAUGAUAGGGCUGAUGAAAAUCAAACUAGGCUAGCAAAGCUGCGAAUCGUGUGUGUCAGCGUCGUUUACAGUUCUAUAAAUGAAUGAAUGAACGUAUGUACUA